UACCUCUGCUGUCAGGAGAACCAUGUCUGUCCAGGACCACCACCUCCAGACGUUUGCCAGAUCGGAUGUCUGCAACGUGGAGGCGGCGAUGAGCCGCGCUGAGCUCUUCAGAGCAGAAUGCAACAGGCUGAUCCUGGAGACGGAGAAGGCGUGCAAACGUCUGCAGGAGGAGGACAGCAAGCAUCUCGAGCAGCGCCUCAAAGACAUCCAGUUCCAGAAGAAGGAGCUGGAGCUGAGGCUGGAGGAGAUCCUCUCAGAGACCCAGGACCUAAAAGCCUUACAGGGCCGAGUGAGGAAGGCCCAGGAGACGAACAAGGAGGCGCGGAGAGUCAACGUUCUCUGUCUGGACGAAAGGAGGAAGGUGGCUCCUUGUGGGAAGAUGGACGACGAGGUGAACAGCGAGCUGCUGAAAGAGAAGCAGACCCUGGAGGAAGUAGCUUCUCUGCUUCACACUGUGCAGGAACAGAUCUCUGAGCAGAUAAGCUCCACAGUGAGUCCAAAGCAGUGGGAGGACGUCUCUGAGCUGAACAUGACCAAGGCGGAGCAGCAGAAGAGCAACUGUUUGACCCUGAAGGCCCUGGUGGAGUCGGUGCUGGUGCAGACGGCUGCUGACACGCAGGCGCAGUUCAAGGCGACGAGGGAAGCCCUGCAGCUCAACAUCCAGCAGGUCAAGACUGUCAAGAGCCAGCUGGAGGAGAAACUGCCCAAGACUCCUCCUCCAGCUCCGCUGGGGAGCGACCGAGGCGCUCAGGCCCUCAGAGAGACACAGUCCCUCCAUGGUGUCCUGGCCGUCUCCUGGGCCUCCUCCCAGUGGGACGUCCUGUCCAGGUUAUGA
This is a messenger RNA of Cyprinodon variegatus (sheepshead minnow), 835 nucleotides long. RefSeq names its product tektin-1-like. The record is from RefSeq and is a predicted model, not a curated record. Gene Ontology annotation, cellular component: microtubule cytoskeleton; nucleus. Bases 23 to 835 code for a protein of 270 amino acids. Lineage: Eukaryota; Metazoa; Chordata; Actinopteri; Cyprinodontiformes; Cyprinodontidae. Gene Ontology annotation, biological process: cilium movement involved in cell motility; cilium assembly. The transcript is spliced from 5 exons.